AGUCGGUCUCUGACCACGCUGUCCUUAGAGCCCGAGGAGGAGGUCAUCGCGGAAGAUUACGAUGACGACCAUGUGGAUUACGAAGCCACCAGAAUCGAGAACUUGCCGCCCAACUGGUAUAAAGUGUUCGACCCCAUCUGCGGUCUCCCCUAUUACUGGAACAUGGAGAAUGACCUGGUCUCCUGGCUGUCUCCUAACGACCCCAGCUCCAUCAUCACCAAAGCAGCGAAGAAGUUGAAAAACAGCCUAGAGGCUGACGAGAAGCCGGAGCGCCCCUAUGAGAAGCCGGAGCGCCCCUAUGAGAAGCCGGAGCGCCCCUAUGAGAAGCCGGAGCGUGAGGAGGUGAAGGAGCGGCGUUACCAUCGCCGGGAAGAGCUGGCGCCGUAUCCCAAGAGCAAGAAAAGUGCGUGGGGGGGUGCAGAGAUGAGGAGUUGGGGGUGCUGCUGGAUCCAAGCCAAUGUGGGGGGGGGGAGGAGGAUGAAGGAUGGGGGUGCUCAUGGCAUCCUGGAGAGGGUGGGGCUGAGCCCAGGGCAGGGUGGCUGUGGGGAGCAGAGACAUGGGGGACGAAGAGGGAUGAGUGGAGAGGAGAAGGGGGUGAAUUAG
Molecule: messenger RNA, 603 nt
Organism: Chrysemys picta bellii (western painted turtle)
Lineage: Eukaryota; Metazoa; Chordata; Testudines; Emydidae
Source: RefSeq, a predicted model, not a curated record